This is a messenger RNA of Pocillopora damicornis (cauliflower coral), 2142 nucleotides long. RefSeq lists its product as uncharacterized. The record is from RefSeq and is a predicted model, not a curated record. Gene Ontology annotation, biological process: aromatic amino acid metabolic process. NCBI's taxonomy places the organism in Eukaryota, Metazoa, Cnidaria, Anthozoa, Scleractinia, Pocilloporidae. Gene Ontology annotation, molecular function: carbon-carbon lyase activity.
GGAAGUAUUUAAGAAUGCGAUGGUACUAGAGGAAAAAAUUUUCUCAGAGAACCUAGGGUACGUCGCUUUGCUUCUCCGGCAGAUUCAGUCUUGCACAAAAAAAACUCCUCCCAAGUAUUGUUGCGUUGGUAAUUGCAACUUUUCAAGGAUUCUUCCGGGACAAUUGUAAAUAAAAAAGAAGUAAAACAUCCGUUGAAAAUGCGAGAACUCAUUUCAAAGGCUGAAGAGCUCAAGGUUUUCCGCUCUAACGAAGAUUGUGCUCAUGGAAGAGCGGUCACAAAAGAUUCAGAACCGAUGGAUUUGAAAGAACAUAGUUUUCAAACUUUCUUCGAGCCUUUUCGUAUCAAAUCAGUUGAGAAGAUACAACGUACCACAAGAGCUCAGCGGGUUCAGCGUCUAGAAGAGGCGAAUUUUAAUCCCUUCAUGUUGAACUCUGAAGAUAUCACUAUCGAUCUGUUGACAGAUUCUGGUACGGGCGCCAUGAGCUCCGACCAGUGGGCCGCUGUCAUGAAGGGUGACGAGUCUUACGCGGGCUCACCAAGCUACCGGAAUUUUGAAGCAGUGGUGAAAGAAAUCUUCGGCUUCCGCCACGUGAUCCCUACGCACCAGGGCCGCGCUGCCGAGAGGAUCUUAUUCCAGUGUAGUCUCAAAGAAGGGGAUGUUGUUCCAAACAACGCACAUUUUGACACAACACAGGCCAACGUAGAAAAGUGUGGAGCCAAGGCAUUAAAUUUGCCAGUCCCCGAGGCCCUAGAUGCUAAGAUUAAAGUUCCUUUUAGGGGAAACAUGGAGGUCAACAAACUAAAAGAGUUAUUGUCGGGGGAAAUGAAAGAAAGCGUUGCUAUGGUAAUGAUUACAAUUACAAACAACGCCAUUGGUGGAGAGCCCGUCAGUAUGGAGAAUAUCAAAGCGGUUUCCAAGAUCUGCCACUUGCACGGAAUCCCGUUUUUCCUCGACGCCUGCCGUUUUGCGGAAAACGCAUGGUUCAUCAAAACGCGUGAAGAGGCUUAUACAUAUCGCACGCCGCUCCAGAUAGCACGUGAGAUGUUUUCCUAUGCUGAUGGCUGUACCAUGUCUGCUAAGAAAGAUGGUCUCGUAAAUAUUGGGGGAUUUCUGGCCAUGAAUGACGAGCAUCUUGCUGACAAGUGCCGCCGGGAGUUGAUCAUAUCUGAAGGGUUUCUCACUUAUGGCGGGUUGGCGGGGAGAGACCUGGAAGCGAUGGCUGUAGGAUUGCGCGAGGUUCUGGAGGAAGACUACCUUCGGUAUCAAGUUGGAUUUGUCAAAAUGUUGGCAGAUUUACUGAAGGAACAUCACAUUCCUGUGUUAACCCCACCAGGUGGUCAUGCGGUCUACAUCGACGCAGCAGCUAUGUUGCCGCAUAUCCCCAGAGAGCAGUUCCCAGCUUGGGCUUUGGGCUGCGCUUUAUAUGUGGAAGGGGGAAUCCGAUGUGGUGAGUUAGGUGGUGUGAUGCAUGGAAAAGAUCCUAAGAUCAUAGAAAAUGACCAUGAAUUAGAAGACGACGAAAGUGGAGAACUUCUACGCCUUGCCAUACCACGAAGGACAUAUACUGAGUCACACAUGAAGUACGUCGCCGAAGUAUUGCAGUAUGUUUACAGACACAAAAGAAAGGUUAACGGAUACAGAAUCACCUGGGCACCGAAUGUACUGCGCCAUUUCAGCGCUCACCUGGAACCCAUUCCUCCAUCAGCCAAGAAAGAAGACGGGCCUGAGGAGGACGAGGUCGAUGACAUGGAGGAAUUCAUAUCACGUGUGCGUGGAAUGUCACUUCGUCGACACUCCUACCAGUUUUUGUAACUCUAGUAAACUCGUCGCAGCUUGACAUGCUCUGACGAAGGGCUAACCCUCGAAACGUCACUCUUCACGGUGGCAAAAUUUUACAACAAUAACUCAAUUAAUAAAACUUGAUUAUCUUGUUGUACGCCCCGCUCACGCAGAUAUCAACCUCGUUCCUUUUUGCAUUUGAAUGGACCUUGGCUUCGUCUCAGCCCAUAAAAAAUGUAAUAUCCAGUCAUCUUGUCCUCGCUCUCGGUCAAUCGCAUAUUUAUAUUGUAAAAUUUGUUUUAGGAUUGUGUUCAAUCAGAUAUCGCAAUCGGUUGGUUAAUUAAAGAUACUGAGCCCAAU